AUGCAUUCUCCUGAGCCCGCAAAGCACAAGGAGCUACGGUCCGCGCUCCGUGCAAUCAAGAACCACGUCGAGGGUCUCGAAGCGCAUGAACUUGAUUACAGCCAACUGGCGGCGCAACGAAUAAACGUCUCGCCUAUGGAGCUGGACGAAAAGUCAAGCGCCAGACCUUGCUUCUUCAAACCAUGCCCUGCCCAUCUUUUGAUGGUCCCAGAUGACGAAUAUGAUCAGAAGAGCAGGACGAAGUACCAGGAGUUCAAAUCUGUCCACCCGAUCUUCCGACGCCCCAUUGACUGCGCCCGCAACAUGAUCACAUAUUACUCUCACUUUUGGUUUGACUGCGCGAUUCACAGCGAGAACUACAUUCUCGAUGGGUUGUGGAGGCGUCUGAGUUUGAUGGCUGUUCCGUUCGAAGACCUAUUCGAGUGCAACGAGCCCGAGUUCGGCACCCCCGAGCUCGUCAAGGCCAAGAGGGGUCGGGAGUCCCCGCCUAUGAAGGCCAUGGUCUACAACAACCUCGAUGGCAACGAGAACACGCUGCUGCGCGGCGAGGUUGUGAUCGCUCUUCGCGUGAUCAACGGGCAGAUGAGACGGUCUCGCUUCUUCGAACAUUCGACUGUGCCGGUCCUUCUUUUCUCCUUCCUGGGACCGCAACACGCCCGGGUCAUCGAGGCAUAUUUCGAUGGCAGCUCGGUGGUGAUGCGUCCUCUGCGGCUGUUUGAUCUCCGGGAGAAGGACCAGACCUUGAUCAGGACCUUUGCGCAGUGGUUCCUUGGGGAGCCGACGGGGGAGACCAGGGUGCUUCGGGGGGUGUGA
Molecule: messenger RNA, 813 nt
Organism: Aspergillus aculeatinus CBS 121060
Lineage: Eukaryota; Fungi; Ascomycota; Eurotiomycetes; Eurotiales; Aspergillaceae
Exons: 3
Coding region: 1-813 (270 amino acids)
Source: RefSeq, a predicted model, not a curated record